Molecule: messenger RNA, 3383 nt
Organism: Myripristis murdjan (pinecone soldierfish)
Lineage: Eukaryota; Metazoa; Chordata; Actinopteri; Holocentriformes; Holocentridae
Gene: pdcl
Product: phosducin-like
Exons: 14
Coding region: 88-2817 (909 amino acids)
Biological process (GO): response to oxidative stress; cyclooxygenase pathway; regulation of G protein-coupled receptor signaling pathway
Cellular component (GO): neuron projection; cytoplasm
Molecular function (GO): heme binding; peroxidase activity; oxidoreductase activity, acting on single donors with incorporation of molecular oxygen, incorporation of two atoms of oxygen
Source: RefSeq, a predicted model, not a curated record
UGCCUCCUCCGCAGCUCCACACUUGCUGCACUUGUAACGCAGUUGUAUGUGCGGUAAUGAGUCUCUCCUGAACUGAUAACUGCUGUGAUGAGAUCCUCUGUCCUCGGAUCACUCUGUGCGCUUGUCUUGCUGUUGCGGCAGCCUGCAUGCCGGGGUGAUGAGGUGACCACCAGCACAGUGAACCCUUGCUGUCACUUCCCCUGUCAGCACUGGGGAGUUUGUGUAAGGUAUGGCUUAGACAAAUACGAAUGUGACUGCACUCGCACCGGCUACUACGGGGAAAACUGCACCAUCCCGGAGUUUUGGUCAAGAGUGCGCCAGUUCCUGAAGCCCAGCCCAGAUGUGAUCCAUUACAUCCUGACCCAUUUCCACUGGCUCUGGGACAUCAUCAACUCCACCUUCCUGCGGGAUGCUCUGAUGCGGACAGUCCUGACAGUCCGAUCCAACUUAAUACCCAGCCCUCCCACCUACAACUCCAAGUACGGCUACCUGAACUGGGAGUCCUACUACAAUGUGAGCUACUACACCCGGAUCCUGCCCCCUGUGCCAGAGGACUGCCCCACCCCUGUGGGGGCCAAAGGCAAAGCCGAGCUGCCUGACCCUGAGCUGCUGGUGGAGAGGCUGUUGCUGAGAAGGACUUUCAGACCAGACCCGCAGGGAAGCAACCUCAUGUUCGCCUUCUUCGCACAGCACUUCACUCACCAGUUCUUCAAGACCUACAAUCGCAUGGGCCUCGGCUUCACCAAGGCUCUCUCACAUGGGGUGGAUGCAGGGCACAUUUACGGAGACAACCUCGAUCGUCAGCUCCAACUUAGACUUCACAAAGAUGGGAAACUAAAGUAUCAGAUAAUUAACGGAGACAUGUACCCUCCUACUGUAGCUGAUGCGCCCAUUAGGAUGAACUACCGUCCCGGGGUCCCUCCAGAGAGCCAGCUGGCCAUUGGUCAGGAGGUGUAUGGCCUCCUGCCCGGUUUGGGAAUGUACGCCACACUGUGGCUGCGGGAACAUAACCGUGUGUGUGACAUCCUGAAGGCCGAGCAUCCCACCUGGGAUGAUGAGCAGCUUUUCCAGACCACACGCCUCAUCAUCAUCGGUGAGACCAUACGUAUAGUGAUAGAGGAGUAUGUGCAGCACCUCAGUGGUUACCUGCUGGAUUUGAAGUUUGACCCGACCCUCUUGUUUAACUCGGCUUUCCAAUACGGGAACCGCAUUGCUCUGGAGUUCAGCCACCUGUACCACUGGCACCCCUUGAUGCCUGACAGCUUCCUCAUCGACGGAGACGAGCUCGCCUACCCACAGUUCAUCUUCAACACGUCUGUCCUCACACACUACGGUGUCGAAAAGCUGGUGGACGCCUUUUCACGACAGGUUGCCGGCCAGAUAGGCGGGGGCCGCAACAUAAACGCUGUGGUGACCAAAGUGGCCGUGGGGGCCAUAAAGGAGUCCCGGCAGCUUCGCGUGCAGCCCUUCAACGAGUACAGGAAGCGCUUUAACCUCGUGCCCUACACAUCCUUCAGGCAGUUCACAGGUGAGGAGGAGCUAUCCCGCGAGCUUGAGGAGCUCUACGGCGAUAUCGACGCACUCGAAUUUUAUCCCGGCCUGCUCCUGGAAAAAACGAGGCCUGGGAACAUAUUUGGAGAGAGCAUGGUCGAGAUGGGCGCCCCCUUCUCCCUGAAAGGCCUGCUAGGCAACCCCAUAUGCUCUCCAGAGUACUGGAAGCCCAGCACCUUUGGAGGCCAAGUCGGCUUUGACAUAGUGAACUCGGCCACGCUAAAGAAGCUGGUGUGUCUGAACGCCAGGACGUGCCCUUAUGUGGCUUUCAGAGUACCAGCAGAGGAACAACCACAGGCAGGGAAAGAUAAGCCUGCAGGAAGGAAUGAGGAGCUAACCGUCGCCAUGACCACACUGGAUGACAAGAUUCUUGGUGAGAAGCUGCAGUACUACUACAGCAGCAGUGAGGAUGAAGGCAGCGAAAAUGAGGAUGAGGAUGGGGAGAACAAGACCAUCCGCAAUCCCGACAUCUUGGAGGCUGAGCUAGACUACAGCCCUGAUGGAAGUGCUGUCAACACAGGACCAAAAGGUGUGAUCAAUGACUGGAGGAAGUACAAGCAGCUGGAGGUGGAGCAGAGGCAGGAACAGAAGAAAGAGAUGGAGAGGCUGAUCAAGAAGCUGUCCAUGACCUGCCGCUCUGAUCUGGACCUGGAAAAAGACAAGGAGAAAGAGAAAGAGCUGCAGGAAAAGAUCCAAGGCAAAAUGACGCUACAGGAGUACAACAUGCUCCAGGAGGAGGAGGAUGAUGAAGACUUCCUACAGCACUAUCGCAUGCAGCGCAUCGAAGAGAUGCGGCGCCAGCUGUGCCGCGGCAAGCGCUUUGAGCAGGUCUAUGAGCUGACCAGCGGAGAGGAAUUCCUGGAGGCCCUGGACAAGGAGGAGAAAAGCACCCUUGUCAUAAUCCACAUCUACGAGCCGGAUGUCCCGGGUUGCGAGGCCAUGAGUGGCAGCCUUCUGUGUCUGGCUCAGGAAUAUCCACUGGUCAAGUUCUGCAGCGUACGCAGCUCCGCCAUCAGCACCAGCGCACUGUUCAGAGGCAGCGCCCUGCCAGCCCUGCUGGUUUACAAAGGAGGGGACCUCAUCGGCAACUUUGUGCGAGUCACAGACCAGCUUGGGGAAGACUUCUUUGCUGUCGAUCUGGAGGCCCUGCUGCAGGAGUACGGCCUGCUGCCAGACAAGCCCGUCCUCAUCCCCAAGACCGUUCGCAACGGAGCCAUCCUGCAGCACACUCAGAGUGAUGAGGACUCUGAUCUCGAUAUAGACUAGAGCCGCCAUGUGUAAGACACGGCACAGGAACCACACACACAGUCUGCAUGGACUAUAGACCCUUUAUAUGUAUGGAGACCCCCAUAGUGAUGACUGAGCCAGAUUUGGGCCGUGCAUGUUGCUACUCACACAGCACCACACAACCAACUAUGAAACACACCCAGAGGCAAAUGCACACACAAAACAUGACGCACACAUCCCAGAGGGCAUUCAUCAUGACAUUAUCAUUCCAUAGCAAAUGAGUUAUAUUUAAUAAGAGUAAAGUUCAGCUCUUAUCCAUUACCUGUUGUCAAACACAGUGAUGGUUAUGCAGGUGGUAGAUUUAAUGUUUGUUUGAGUGUUAUCUAUUUAUUCUAUGCUAAAACGUCAUUUAUUUUCUUCCUUUCUUUUUCGUGUCCAUGUCAUGUCUCAUGUGCAUGUCCAUGGUUGUAAUUGUGUUCUACUCUGUAGAGGAUAAAACCUCCAGCCAAAACUGACUUUGCUGGUUUUAUAACUUUUAUAUGUGUUGGACCAUUUCAAAUCUGUCGAGGUAAUAACACAGACAAUAAAUGAGGUGUUUUCAUUCA